AUGGCAGCAGUAGCUCUUCUACGGAAUGAUACACUCCAGGCGUUUCUCCAGGAUCGUACUCCAAACUCCUCACCGGAGACCAAACAUUCACCUCUGGCGCUUCUAGCGGCCACUUGUAAUAGGAUUGGAUAUCACCACGGAUCAAAUCCAGGUGAUUUUCUACAGGUCCCAUAUGAGACCACUCUCAGUUCUCCUUCGCGAAUUUUCCACCCUUGGAGUAACGAAGGAAACAUACAAAGCGCAUUAUCAGGCAAUUCCUCUUUGGCAAUGUCCCCCAAAUCUCAGCUGUCUGCACACAUUCAGUCCUCCUUUAGUUCUCACCACGAACUGCCUCUUACCCCGCCAGCGGACCCUUCCUAUCAGUACGACUUCUCCCCAGUGAAAAUGCUAUCCUGUUCCAUGCAAACAUUACAAUCCAGCUGCCCUCCCACAUACGUCCCCGCUGUAACAUACGCAACGUCAGCACCAAUUGCGCCUGCAAUACCAAGUUUUGUUCCCGGACAUUCUGGUCUUAUCCAUCAGCAGCCGAGACAGUUGUCACCAAAUCCAGGAGAGGACAUUCCGUGGUGGAGCCUUCAACAGGGAAAUCCCGUCAAGCAUCCGUCAUCACUUGCCACACAUAGGUUCCCUCUGCAGAGGAGCUUAGUCCUGGGGCAUUCAGAAUUUGCUCAAUAUCAGACUCAAAUUGCUGCCCUCCUUCACACGAAGUCGCCCCUCGCAACUGCCCGGAGGUGUCGGAGGUGUAGGUGCCCGAACUGCCAAUCUUCCAGCUCCAAUGACGAGCCAGGAAAGAAGAAACAGCACGUCUGUCACAUUCCUGGGUGUGGGAAAGUUUACGGGAAAACUUCGCAUCUCAAAGCACAUCUACGGUGGCAUUCUGGGGAGAGACCGUUUGUAUGUAACUGGCUGUUUUGUGGCAAGAGCUUUACAAGAUCCGACGAACUCCAGAGACAUCUCAGGACACAUACAGGAGAAAAGCGAUUUGUUUGCUCUGAGUGUUGCAAGAGGUUCAUGAGGAGUGAUCAUCUGGCCAAACAUGUCAAAACGCAUCAGAACAAAAAGUGCAGACCGCACGAGAAGACUGUAGAUCACAUCAAGAGAGAGAAUAUGAUAAACAUUUAACCGACAGUACAACCUUCAGCGCAGUUACUCUAACGGGGCGGACUUGCUGCAAUAGGGUGUUGUCUGCAUUUAUAAUAACAAUGAUAAGGUACAGAAUUGGAAUAUGACAUAUUUUUUGAAUGAUCGUGUUUAACAGUUCCCAACGAUUGAUUAAAAUGUAAACGUGUAAAUACGAUUUCAAGUGUCAAUCUUUGUUUGCCUCUACCAGAGCCUGUCAAAUGUUAAAUGUGCCAACAGCUUGUGUUGUAUAUAUUAUGUCCAGUAAAACAAGUUUUUCUUUUACUUGUUUUUCGAUCAUUGU
Molecule: messenger RNA, 1423 nt
Organism: Conger conger (European conger)
Lineage: Eukaryota; Metazoa; Chordata; Actinopteri; Anguilliformes; Congridae
Gene: sp5a
Product: Sp5 transcription factor a
Exons: 2
Coding region: 1-1122 (373 amino acids)
Biological process (GO): regulation of transcription by RNA polymerase II
Molecular function (GO): DNA-binding transcription factor activity, RNA polymerase II-specific; RNA polymerase II cis-regulatory region sequence-specific DNA binding
Source: RefSeq, a predicted model, not a curated record